Culicoides brevitarsis is the source of this 3524-nucleotide messenger RNA. It is a transcript of the gene Su(Tpl), whose product is annotated as RNA polymerase II elongation factor Ell. The coding region runs from base 713 to 2704 and encodes 663 amino acids. Gene Ontology annotation, molecular function: cis-regulatory region sequence-specific DNA binding. NCBI's taxonomy places the organism in Eukaryota, Metazoa, Arthropoda, Insecta, Diptera, Ceratopogonidae. The transcript has 11 exons. Gene Ontology annotation, biological process: snRNA transcription by RNA polymerase II; transcription elongation by RNA polymerase II; positive regulation of transcription elongation by RNA polymerase II. Gene Ontology annotation, cellular component: transcription elongation factor complex. The record is from RefSeq and is a predicted model, not a curated record.
GACCUACUAGGUCGCUACGUCGUACGCGGAAAGGGAGAAUUGAAAUUUGACCAUUACCAGUGCUAAAAAAAAACGACUCUAAAGUGUUCUCAGACUCCAAACUAAAAAAAACACACAAAAACUCUACAAGUAUUUGCAAAUGCAACACGCUUCAUUUUGAGCGCCGUAAUAAACUUCCGUUCCGAGCAUUUUUUUUGGGAACGCAGACAGCAGUAAAAAUCCCAAUCCGAUCGUCCGGGCGAAGAAAUUUGCUAUUGAAAGAAAGAAAAAACAAGUGUUAAUAAUAAUCUAAUAAUAAUAUUGAUAAGCUAGUGAUACAAUUACAUAAGAUAAAUAAUUAUAUAUUAUUACAAAAGAGGAAAAAAAAAAUAAAAUAAAGAAUAAAAAAGCUGUAAAAAAAUAUUUUCCAAUUUUUGAGAUCCGGAUUUCUCUUCUCAACUGUUACUUUACACACAUAUAUAUAUAUAUACAUAUAUACACAUAUGAUAUACAUACUACUACUAAUACAUAAGAUUAAAUAUAUAUAAUAAAAAAGAAAUAUAGAUAUAUUUACGUGGCAAUUUUUGCACUGUGCAAAUUCCAAUUUUGCUAAAUAACAGCUUCAUUUGAUCAAAGUAACCAGGAAAAAUCAAAAAAUUGCACACGAGAAUCGCAAAAGCAAGAGUAUUCACGACAAAAAAAGGCACACACAAAAAAAAUCAAAAUUUCCAAGAUGGCUACUCUACACACAGGAACGUCGUACGAAUUGUCGCAAGGUAGCCCCGUAAUCAAUGAAAAUAAAGAGUUUAUUUAUGUGAAAUUGACGGAUUCAGCGCUGCGAGCGAUCGAGGAAUAUCAACGAAAUCCAAGUAAACAAGGGCCAUCAAUACAGUUUUUAGGCAAUGAAGGGUAUUUAACAUUUCCAUCCGCAAAUGGCGAACAGAAAUUCAGCUUUCAAAUCAACGAGUCAAAAGAUCAAGGACCCCAAGGAUCACUGGAGUGCGUUCAGCAAAAUAGUCAAAGAACAUUGGAAACUCUCGGCACAUUACCGUACCGGAUGCGGAUACAGGCGAACGAUGAUGUGUACGAAACGACGAGGCACAAAAUGGCAAAAGAAACUGAAAAUAUCAAAACUAAAUGCACACGUGAGAUCAAACCUAACGAAAAAGAUAUUGGUCGAAAGGUGAAACUCAAACCGCAAUUCAAUCGCGUCUCCAACAUUCCUAGUAAUAGUAUACAACAGCACUCGUCUUCACCGUUAAUUAGCCACAAUAACAGCAAUGUUCCAUCAGCAUCCGCGAUCGCCGUCACAACAACCACUCAUAGUAAUAAUAGUUACUUAUCCUCUUCGUUAACGUCCGCGUCGUGCAACAACAGCAACUCCCAAGCAACGCAACUCAGCAAUGGCUCAGCAAAUGUCGUCGCCGCAAAUGCAGCAGCAACAACAACCAAUUCAUCCUUAUCUUCGAACCUACACCAUAGUAAUCUAAAUAGCAGUAAUCUUAGUAGUAUAUCAUCAGGAAACAACGGUCUAGUGCCUAAUAGAAUUACUACAGCAUCCAAUAACCAUAAUAGUAAUAAUAAUCGAAGCAGUAGUCAAAGACAGGGCAACACUGCUAUCAUGAAGAGAUCGAUAAAGGAAAGGCUGAUUCAUUUAUUAGCUUUAAGGCCAUAUAAAAAACCAGAAUUAUAUUUAAAACUACAAAAUGAUGGUAUUAAAGACAAGGAAAAACAUUGUAUAGCUACUGUAUUAAAACAAAUAUCAUUUAUGCGCGACAACACUUAUCACUUGCACCGACAUAUCUGGAAUGACGUGCAGGAGGAUUGGCCAUUUUACGAGGAACAGGAUCGACAAACGCUGAAACGUCGGAAACCGCAAAACCUGACGCCGCCCCUCAGCAGCGACGGCGGAAGCUCAACAUCGGGACAGAGCCCGACGAGUACGCACAACGGAAGUCCUCCGCCUGCUGUUAAACGACCGCCAUUAAAAAGUGAUACCUGCCAUCUUGAUGGACCCGCUAGUAAGAAACAGAGAAUUAGUCAUUAUAGGAAAGAUAUUGUUAACCAGGAUAAGAUAAGACGAGGCGUUCGUGACUCGAGAGACGCGUCAAAUAUGAAUCCACGGUCAAGGGAAAUUAUGAAUCAUGACGAAAUGCGUACUAGAUAUUAUGGAUCGAACGUUACACCAAAUGCUCAAGAAUCUGAAGAUAGUGGUUUAAGCUUAAGUUAUUCGGUACUCGGACAUGAAGUGGCCAAUAGAAUAUCAUCGUCAAAUAGUGUAGUUAAUGGAACGGGUAUGCAUGAUGAUCAUCGAAACGGAGAUUAUGGAAUGGAUACAGAUAAUAACGCUUAUCGGGAUAAUGCAAAUGACACAAAUGACUUUAGUAAUUACACAAAAAUUACGUCUGUUGAGCAACGCCGCAGAUACAAGACUGAAUUCGCCAACGAUUACCAGGAAUACAAAAUAUUGCACGGAAAGAUACGAAAUGUAACCAGCAGGUUUGCCCAAUUGGAGAAUGAAUUACGGAACGUGGAGCAUGACGACAGAAGGGUACGGGAGAUUGAAAAACAAAUCUACAGAGAAUACGAGGAAAACAAGAGAGAUCGAAUGUACCAACAACAGCAGCAAAGAUUUAACUACCUACACGAGAAAUUGUCUCACAUCAAGAAAUUGGUUGCCGAUUAUGAUUGUUCGGUCCAAAACGGCGGACAAGAGAGCUACUGACGAUUAAUGUUGUUUUUAUGCCAUUAUAUCAGAAUAUAGGUUGAAGCUAGUUGUAAUAAUAUUACAUAAUAAUUAUUAAACAAACAAAAAAAAAAGAUAAAAAAUAAUUUAAAAAAUUCAAUUGUUGGUGAUUUUGUACUACUACUACCUACUAUUUACUUGCGACUGUUACACACUAAAAGGAGAGAUAAAAAGAGAUGGACAAAAAGUACUGUAAGGAAAACGUACAAAGCCAAAAUAUGUAGUGAGAAACAAAAAAUAUUAAAUUAUGGAAGAUAUUAAUUAGUAACCAGACAACUACGUGUCUGGCACAUGGAGAAUUUUUUUUCGGUCAUCACAAAAAUUAUUCACACAACACACACAAACACACAUGUACACACCCCCGAAGUAGAAGAAAAGGAGUAAAACUACAAUUGCAGCAACAAUUACAUUAAAAAAUAAAUUAAAACUACAUAAAAAAUAAUUGAAACAAAAAAAAUGAUAAAAAAUCCUUAUUCUUAUACAAAAAAGCAAAAAAACAAAAACAAGACAAAAGAGAUAAAAAAAAAUUGUACUAUUACUCUUAUUACCUAUUACAUUAAAUUGAUAUAUUUUUUAAUUAAGUAAUUUAUGGCGGCACGCUGUUGACUUCAAACAGCAGCAAAAGCCAUACACAAAAAAAAAUGAAUGAAGAAAGAAUUUUUUUAAGUGAGAUGAUGUGCAAGAACAACAGAAAGACAGUGUUUUACUAACAAAUGGCCAAAAAAAUUUGAUUGAAUUUAAACAAAAAGUCAAAAAUUAAAAAAAUAAAAGGAAAUGGGACUUAAACACAAUUUUAAAA